Molecule: messenger RNA, 2314 nt
Organism: Aspergillus nidulans FGSC A4
Lineage: Eukaryota; Fungi; Ascomycota; Eurotiomycetes; Eurotiales; Aspergillaceae
Product: ANP1/MMN9/VAN1 family protein
Exons: 5
Coding region: 493-1725 (410 amino acids)
Biological process (GO): glycoprotein biosynthetic process
Cellular component (GO): Golgi membrane
Source: RefSeq, a predicted model, not a curated record
CCCCCUUCUCUCUCCCAUCGUCCAUCGUCUCGUCCGCUUCUCAACGCCGAUUACGACGAGCUGAUCAAACCAUCUGCUCGUCCGGUAUCCUGCCGAGCCUCGAUCCGGUUCUUUCCACUCGUUUGGUUCGUCCCUUUCUCCUCGCGGUCGGUGCUACUGCCCUCCCCCGUACCGAGUUCUUUUUUCGCCCUCCUUCGUCGAUCCGUUGCAGACUUUCUAUCCAAAACAGUUCGCAUCGUCAACUUUAUAUCUUCUUAAUUCAUUGAUUCUUCAUUUCUCAAACCUCCUAAGUCCGUCGACCAUUCUCCCUGAUUCGAGUCACCGCCGUUGAACACCCCUAUCCUUCACCGCGUGUCCCAACAAUCGUGACAUUACCGUGCCGGGGACUAUCGCGCUCUGCGGACUUUUCAGUGCCUCCUCUUUACCAAUACUACUCAUCAAAUUCUCCGAGCUCCACAGCCUCCGCGACCUUCUCAUAUACCGCACACGAGGAUGUUACUUCCAAAGGGUGGUGUGACGUGGAAGUCAGCUAGAGCUAGGCUGCCUCCAUGGCGAGCGAUUCUAGUUCUAGUGACGAGGACACGCUUCUUAAUAUCUCUGGCCAUUACUGGCUUGAUUGUUUUAUUAUGGCGCGGAAUAAGCAGCUCUGCCUCGGAAAUGCAAAAUUUCUAUUGCUAUGGGCCUCCUAAAGCACCGAUGGAUAUGAGUCUCAAUGAGAUUACCGAAUGGACCGCUCAUGCUCAGACUCCCGUCCUAUUCAACUAUCACGAGCCUUACGAAGUGAAUUCCAGCUCGAUCAAGAACGUCGACCUCAAUCCUAUCAAAUCCACCAACCAGGCCGUCCAGAACCGUGAGCGUGUUCUUAUUCUCACUCCGCUGAGGGAUGCUUCGUUCCAUUUGAAUAGAUACUUCGACCUCAUCUACAAGCUGACGUAUCCGCACGAGCUGAUUGACCUAGCUUUCCUUGUUGGGGACACCAAGGAUGACACCCUGGCAACACUCGCCUCCGAACUUCAGCGGAUCCAGGAUCAGGGUGACAAGGUCGCUUUUCGGAGCGCCACCAUCAUCCAGAAGGAUUUCGGCACCGACUUCGAAAUGAAUGUGGAGGACAGGCACUCGUUCGCUGCACAGGGACCCCGGCGCAAAGCUAUUGGCAGGGCCCGCAACUAUCUGCUCUACUCUGCUCUUAAACCCGAUCACUCUUGGGUGUACUGGCGGGAUGUUGAUAUUGUUGACAGCCCGGAUACCAUUCUGGAAGACUUUAUCGCCCACGACAAGGAUAUUCUCGUUCCGAACAUUUGGUUCCACCGCUACAAGGAUGGCGUUGAUAUCGAGGGUCGCUUUGACUACAACUCCUGGAUUGAAUCCGAUAAAGGGAGGAGACUCCGCGCUACUCUGGACCCUGACACUAUCCUGGCGGAAGGCUAUAAGGAAUACGACACCGGCCGCGAGUAUCUUGUCGGAAUGGGCGACUGGAGAAAUGACAAGGAUAAGGAGGUUGAGCUUGACGGUAUUGGUGGUGUUAACAUUGUCGUUAAAGCCGACGUCCAUCGCUCGGGGAUCAACUUCCCAGCAUAUGCUUUCGAAAAUCAGGCCGAAACUGAAGGGUUUGCGAGAAUGGCCAAACGUGCUGGAUACCAGGUCAUUGGCUUGCCAAACUACGUUGUCUGGCAUAUCGAUACUGACGAGAAACCCGGGAACCUCGGUGACCGCAAGGCGUACUAAGUCCGAUCGCCACCAUCGAUUUCUCACUGAAAGAGAACUUCCCGAUCUUCAAAUACUCCUUGUGCAAUUGUACAUCUGACGCAUUGCGGCUGGUUUCACCACGAGGGGCCUUGCCAUCUUACGCAGCUUCUCUUAUUAAUCAUUCUAUUUGCGAAAGUUGCAAACUGACACCCCGACUCCGGUAAUUAUUAGCCUUCUUUAACGUUGUGUUCUAGGGUUAUGCUUGCUUUUUCUGUUGGCGCUUGGGGUAUAUGUUCAGCGAUCUUGGAGGCUCAUAGAGUUGAACGAUAAUCUUGCUCUGUUUGAGCUCAUCUUGUUCGUCAGCGAAGGGCACCAUCUCAAUGGCCGGGUCUUGGCUCUGAACGCUUUUCUGCUUCGCCGGGUCUGACGUUCUUCACCCUGCAGUGAUGGUAUGGAUCUCAGUGCAGGCUACAGGUGAUCCAUCACCGUGCCUCACUGUCUAUUUAAUAGAGGACUGCGUCAAAUAAAAUGGAAAGUAGGGAGCAAAGAGCGAAGGGCAUUUGGUGCUUUUCUUUGUACAUACAUAUAUAGGCUAUGUGUAGUCAAUUGACGGUCAAGUGCAACUGUU